This is a messenger RNA of Macrobrachium nipponense, 1475 nucleotides long. RefSeq names its product carbohydrate sulfotransferase 11-like. Lineage: Eukaryota; Metazoa; Arthropoda; Malacostraca; Decapoda; Palaemonidae. Gene Ontology annotation, cellular component: membrane. Gene Ontology annotation, molecular function: sulfotransferase activity. The record is from RefSeq and is a predicted model, not a curated record. Bases 152 to 1237 code for a protein of 361 amino acids. The transcript has 6 exons. Gene Ontology annotation, biological process: carbohydrate biosynthetic process.
UGACAGGAAAAGUGCCUCCUAUGUUAAUAUAACCUUGACUGAAGGCAUCCAUUUUCUUUAAUGAGAAUAUCAAGAAACACACAUUGCCGGAUUGAACUUCAGCUGUAUAUUGUUAGGUUCGUCCGUGAGAUUAUUUGCUAAGGCGGGAGACAUGAAGCAGCCGUCCGUCUUUCCCUCGUCCAUGUCUGGCAGGACGCUCCGGAAGUUCUGCUUGUUCGUUUUCCUGGUUAUUCCGAUGGCCAUCAUUUCACUUAAUAUCAGUCAGAUAGGUUACAGUGGUGAAGCAGUAUCUCGUCUAAAGAUACCCCAAGUUCCCUCCAGUGGGAGAAGGCAGCUGGCAGGCUACAGUCCUCACGGUGUAGUAUACAAAGACACGCGAUGGGCAGCUGAUAUAGAGAGAAUUUCCUACACCUCCAUCAACAUGACAACUAUGGAGACGCUCUUGCUAAGCCGCCGUCAGCUUGUCCUUGACAAGUGCAAAAAAGUUCUAAUUUUAUCCGAACAGACGCAGCCUAUAAAUAGUAAGGAAUUCCUUAUUAGUGAAAAAUACAAGUUAGUCUGGUGUAACGUUUUCAAAGCUGCUUCGUCAUCUUGGGUCUAUAACUUCAUGCUCAUGGCUGGAUAUUCAGAUAAAGAGAUGAGAAAACAAAAUGCGUCGCCUAUUGAGUUCGCCAGAAUGGAAUACAAGAGACCUUCUGUCGAGGAACUGAAUUCUUUCCUGGAGAGGGAAGACUUUUCCUCCUUUAUCAUCGUUCGGGAUCCUUUCGAGAGACUCCUCUCAGCCUACAGGGACAAGAUUGAAUCUCAACAACAGGCUUUCUACAGACCGCUACGAUGCCACAUCCAGAAGACAUACGGCAGCCUGCGCGGAACAUCGCGUGACUGCAGACCUUCCUUCUCAGAAUUCGUUGACUACAUCAUAGACGAACAUGUUAAUGGAAAACCACCAAACGAGCACUGGGCACCAUAUUACACAUUCUGUUCGCCUUGUCAAACCAAGUUCGAUUACAUCCUGCACUUCGAAACGCUUGAUCAGGACGAAGCCUUCCUCGUGAAGAAGAUCGAGGACCUUUCUUCAGUGGUGAAACCUCAUAAACUGCAUUCCUCUCACACCGAAUACUCCACAAUCACAGCAUUCUACUUUGGACAGCUCACCGAAGAGCAAAAGAAGCAAUUAUACUCCAUCUACGAAAAGGACUUCGAGAUUUUCGACUACGAUGGAAAAAUAUACCUUUAAAUACUGAUAUAUCAUGUGGAAGCACGAAGUCCACAGCAACCGUUUAGGAAAAAAACCGUGAAUUUACUGAACGAUUUUUAGUAUUGAUGGAGGCUACUCAAAUUCAUCUUCAUCGCUGUUUGUAUCGAUUAUAUGUAUCUACAUAAUUGUACAGCUCAUAAGUAUUGUUGUUCCUGAUUUUUAAGAUUCCGGCGUUAUAGUUGUAGACAGAUCGCGAAAAAUAAAGUCAUAUUAAGUA